Molecule: messenger RNA, 303 nt
Organism: Penicillium malachiteum
Lineage: Eukaryota; Fungi; Ascomycota; Eurotiomycetes; Eurotiales; Aspergillaceae
Product: COX assembly mitochondrial protein
Exons: 2
Coding region: 1-303 (100 amino acids)
Cellular component (GO): mitochondrion
Source: RefSeq, a predicted model, not a curated record
AUGCAUUCUCAUCUUCAUACCCCCUACAAUAUCAACUGCGAGGAAAUCAUGACUGCCCUCGAUGAAUGCCACGCCCGUGGAUUCCUUUACAAGGCCCUUGGAAACUGCAAUGAUAUUAAGCGCGAUGUGAACAAAUGCCUCGCUGCAGAGCGUUUCGACCGGGCCAAGCGGAACCGAGACGAAGCGCGCUCUAACCGUCGGCGGAUCGAGGAUAUCUGGGCCAAGGAACGCGCAAAGGAUGCCAGUGCGGUUUCUAUGACUGUGGAUACUGGCGCUGAGAACAAUGGCGCUUCCAAGCAAUGA